CGGGUUGGCCGUGCGGUCGGUUUCUGCGCCUGCGCACUCUGGUGUCGGCCCGUCAUUAAUUAUUUACACCUGGUUGCGCCAAACCGCUGUGGCGGGCUCGGUGGUAUCGUGAAGAACAAGCGGCCGGGCUGCACUCUGUGUCGGUAGGACGGGGGGGAUUUGGUUGUCCUGUCCGCAUACCGUUUUAUUUUUGAGCAGGUGUUAAGGCCCACAUAGGAGAGAGACGGAUGGCUCAGAAGAUAAACGAGGCGCUGGAGCACAUAGCGGCCGCCGAGAAAUGUCUGAAAACAGGCUUUUUAAAAUGGAAACCGGAUUAUGAUGGUGCAGCAUCUGAAUAUGCAAAGGCAGCUGUUGCAUUCAAAAAUGCAAAGCAGUAUGACCAAGCUAAGGAUGCCUACCUAAAAGAAGCCGAGUCACAUCAGAACAAUAGAGCUUUCUUCCAUGCUGCUAAAGCUUAUGAACAGGCUGGAAUGAUGCUGAAGGAAAUGCAGAAGUUGCCUGAAGCAGUUCAGCUCAUUGAGAAAGCCAGCAUGAUGUUCGUAGAGAACGGAACACCUGAUACUGCUGCCAUGGCGCUAGACCGUGCUGGAAAGCUGAUAGAAAAUGUAAACUUGGAAAAAGCUGUUGACCUUUACCAACAAGCUGCCUCAGUAUUUGAGAAUGAAGAGCGUCUACGUCAGUCUGCUGAAUUGCUAGGAAAAGUUUCAAGGCUGCUUGUCAGGGCUCGGAGGCUUGAUGAAGCAGCAACAUCUCUUCAGAAGGAAAAGAAUAUCUAUAAGGAAAUUGAGAAUUACCCAACAUGUUUUAAGAAAACAAUUGCACAAGUGUUGGUUCACCUACAUAGGAAUGACUACGUAGCUGCAGACAAAUGUGUUCGAGAAAGUUACAGUAUACCAGGAUUUAACGGUAGUGAGGACUGCAUUGCCUUGGAGCAACUGCUGGAAGGAUAUGAUCAGCAAGACCAGGACCAGGUUUUUGCUAUCUGUAAUUCAGCACUCUUCAAGUACAUGGAUAAUGAUUAUGCCAAGCUCUCUCUGAGCUUGAGAGUUCCUGGAGGAGGAACCAAAAAGAAGUCACCUAUGCAACAAGAAGCUGGCGAGUCUGCACAAAAGCAGCCUGAUGGUGUUGAAGAAGAGGAGGAUGACUACUCCGCUGGAUUGUGUUAAUUGUGGACGAAUCUUGUUUGAUGUCUCUUGGAUUAAUCUGAACUGCUAUGAAGUGGUGAAGGCCAAAGCUCAGAAGGAAUCAUUUUCCAUCAUAACUCCAUGCUUGUUUAGUUGUCAGCCUGUAACCUGUGAGAUUCUGAUUUGUAUAGGAAUGGUGCAAGUGCUAGAUUAAUUUAAACAUUGUGAAGUAUUUAGAUUUGACUAACUCUGCAUUAUAAUUUGAUAUUCUUAAGUGUGCUUUUUAUUUUGAAAUGUAAUCUUGAAAAUGCAGUUUCUUUUGGUUCUAAAUAGGUUGUUUUAAAUCAGUGUAAUUAAUCUUACUAUUUUAUAAGAAUAUUUCCUCAAUGUCAUGCAUCCUAAAUCAAUGUAAUUUAUUAUUUAUUGUAUAGGUUCAACAGCAGAUUUAUCUUCAGUUUAGUAAGACCUUGAUUGAUGACAUGGAACUUUGUAGAAAAAAUGCUGAAAUAUUUCUGUCUGGUUUAAUUUUCCAAUUAACAUUAUAGAUUUGAAAUACUAUUGUACAGUUACCAAAAGGAUGCUGUAUCCUUAAGGCUGCAUAUCAUGUUAGUCUUCUGCAUUUAUGCCAUGCUGUGAGAACAUAUGCCUGAAAAUGAAGUUUGUAUAUGUUUUCCAAUAGAAUUCAGUGUUUAUGGUUUAUCAUUGUAAAUGUGUAUAUAUAGUCUAAUUCAAUUGCUGAACAAUGGGCAUGUUUCAACUAUUGUCAAUUAAUGUAUCCUUUGUGACUAUUACCAACUUGCAAAAAGUUUAUUUUGUAAGUGCAUUUUUAAUGUUAGUCCUUUUAUCUUAAAUGAACACUGCCAUCAAUAUCUGCAGUGGCUUUCAGUUACUUCAUGAUAUAAAUAUCAACACAGGAACAAAAUAGUAAUUUCCUUGCCUUGCUGCCACUAAAACAAAAAUCAGAUUUGCAAGAGCCUGGUAUUCAUUAUCUAUCCGUAUUUGGCAAUGAUGUUGCAGUGUAAACAUAAAGCUGCUUUGUUAUGUACACAAGUUUGAAAUCUCGUUCAAAGUAAAGUAUUCUACACUUAAGUAAUA
This is a messenger RNA of Pristis pectinata (smalltooth sawfish), 2219 nucleotides long. It is a transcript of the gene napgb, whose product is annotated as N-ethylmaleimide-sensitive factor attachment protein, gamma b. Gene Ontology annotation, cellular component: vacuolar membrane; SNARE complex. The transcript is spliced from 12 exons. Gene Ontology annotation, molecular function: syntaxin binding; soluble NSF attachment protein activity. Gene Ontology annotation, biological process: intracellular protein transport. Lineage: Eukaryota; Metazoa; Chordata; Chondrichthyes; Rhinopristiformes; Pristidae. Bases 228 to 1166 code for a protein of 312 amino acids. The record is from RefSeq and is a predicted model, not a curated record.